CCGGUGGCCGAUAUCUCGCAGUGGAUUAUUACUCGAGAUGUCGGACCGUUCGGACGUCUAAAAGUAUAUCUUAAUAAAAACAGAAAACAACAAGUCAGUAAAUAGUGACGUCAGUAUCGCUGACGUCACUCUUUCUAAAAACAACUCUGAGGCUCUUGAGCCGUCAUAUAUUAUAUACUAAAGUAAAUAAUGUUAACAAGUAUCGCAACAACAGUACAGUCAGUACAGACAGACAAGUAUCAGUCGUGUGCGCAUAGUUGUCCAGUGUGCACGCGUACACAUUCUACCUGCCGAACACCAGUGCAGUUGCGUUGUAAACAAGUGACAGUGGUUUCAAACCUUUCGUCUGUAAAAAUGUUUUUAUGUGGAAAAUGUAACAAUGAUACAGAGGAGGCUAUUCAAUGUUGGGUCUGCAAGAAGUUUUUUGACUAUCCUUGCUCAGGAAUAACUGAAAUAGGCUACCGCAAGCUGGGUGAUCGACAAGCUACUUGGAAAUGUGCGACAUGCAAACUUGUUCAAGGUGCGAAAAAACAGCCGGGUUCUCCAGUUCCUUCCCCGACAUCUCUGUCAAUGGAUACUGUGAUGGCGGAGCUCACUAAGCUGUCACUUCAGUUGCAGCCCCUUCCAGAACUUUUCAAGGAUAUUCAUUGCAUUAAAUCGGAUAUGGCUGCACUUUCGACUUCCACUCAGGAAUUGAUCAGUAGAAUCGAUAGACUGGAAAAAAGGAUUGAUAAUAUUGAGUCUGUAAGUGACGCCAUGCCUGAGUUGAGGGUUGCCAUAUCUCAACUUCAAGAGCAGAUAGAUGAGCAGGAUCAGUGGCUUCGAUAUAAUAAUAUUGAGAUAAAAGGUGUACCUGUAAAGCACAAUGAAAACCUUUUCGAUGUUUUGUCUAAAAUAGGAACAAAGAUAACCUUCCCUGUUUCUAAAAACAAUAUAAACUUCAUCGCGCGUGUGCAGUCCCGAAAUCCUUCUGAGAACAAAAUCAAGCCUAUAAUUGUGUCUUUUAUUAAUAGAUAUCUUAAAGAAGAUUUCGUAGCUGCUGGAAAGGCAUUGAAGACACUCACAACAUCUGAUAUCGGCAUCCCAGGCAAUACUAGAAUCUUCAUUAAUGAUCAGCUGACGGUCAAAAAUAAACAGCUGUUAUCUAAAACGAAACUCCUUGCUAAGGAGAAAAAUUACCGUUUUGUUUGGGUGAAGCACUCCAAACUAUUUGUAAGAAAAAACGAAACGUCCCCCGUCUUAAGUAUCAAAGCAGAGAAAGAUUUGACGAAAGUAAAAUAAAGUUAGUAACUAAAAUAACAUUUAUUAGAA
Molecule: messenger RNA, 1311 nt
Organism: Pararge aegeria (speckled wood butterfly)
Lineage: Eukaryota; Metazoa; Arthropoda; Insecta; Lepidoptera; Nymphalidae
Exons: 1
Coding region: 190-1281 (363 amino acids)
Source: RefSeq, a predicted model, not a curated record